Carassius carassius (crucian carp) is the source of this 1791-nucleotide messenger RNA. Its product is annotated as small ribosomal subunit protein mS31-like. Gene Ontology annotation, molecular function: structural constituent of ribosome. The record is from RefSeq and is a predicted model, not a curated record. NCBI's taxonomy places the organism in Eukaryota, Metazoa, Chordata, Actinopteri, Cypriniformes, Cyprinidae. Gene Ontology annotation, cellular component: mitochondrial small ribosomal subunit. The transcript has 7 exons. Bases 108 to 1397 code for a protein of 429 amino acids.
ACUGUUAUACUUCUCAUACGCCAGCCGGACAGUUGAUUGUGCUGCGCAGGGAAACGUGCAUGGACGACAUUGAGGCUAUGCAUUGAGGUCCUCUGAGAGGGGGAAUCAUGUACAGAAGAUUGUUAAUAAAUAUUAAUCAGGUUCGAAAUGGAUUAAUUCAUACGCACAAUACGCAAUUACCUUUACCUUCCACAAAAUGUAAAGAGAAGGAGAAUUUUGCCUCUGUUACCUGGGCCCCAUGUACAGCAAGGCCAUUAGGAACCAGUAGCAUCUCUUUUAGUGAAAAUAAAGAGAGCUCCACAUCCCUGUCAAAAGAUAAAGGAAAGACGCCCGAAGAAAAUGAGGUGAAUUCAGAGGUUAACACUGAUGGGCAGAGGAACACAGAAAUGAAUGAGGACACUGAAAUUUCAAAUGCAACAUUGACAUCACAGUUAGAGACUGGACCAGUGGUUAAACCUGAGGACAGCAAACAGGUUGAAAAGACAAAAAGUGGGAAGGAGAGUCUUUUGGAGCUACUUGGGGCAAUGAAGGUGGAGGUCACAACCGUACGUAAAAUAAGACCCUCAAAGACUCAAAGAAUGAGUGAGAGGCCCGACCAAGAGGCCAUGGAAAGCACACACAGCAUGUUCCAGCGUGCCACAGCUGAGGGUUCACAACAGCAUGGGACCUUGAAUCCAGCACUGGCUGCUGCAGCAGCAGCCUCUGCCGCCGCAUCCACCCUGCCGAACAGACAUCAGGCAGAGUCAGAGCUCCUUAAGCAGCUGAGGAAACAUGAAGCCAUACCUGAUGCCCAGAAGAGAGCAGACAUAGGACACAUAAUUGCUGAUAUGAAAGUUGGAAAGAGGCCGAAUGGCAGAUCAAACGUCAGACCAACCAAUCAGAUUCGUUUUGAUGAUGAUGGAAAGGGAUAUACUCAAGACCGAGGCAUUACCAGUGAACUUGAUGGAGUCCGUAGAAGGAAGAGUCCUUUCACUAGUAAGAGGUUGAACCUCUUUGCUGCAGGAGCUGAGCAAGACGCAUUGUCAGAUUUGGGCCCUACUCUUUGGGACAUUGAUCUAGCUAAUCAAAUUGUCCAGGCAACAAAUCAGAUGCCACGGAAUGGCUUUGAGGAGAUUAUCCAGUGGACCAAAGGGGGCAAACUUUGGCAAUAUCCAAUCAACAAUGAGGCUGGCCUGGAGGAGGAGGCGAGUGUGCCCUUCCACGAGCAUGUGUUCCUGGAGAAGCACCUUGAUGAAUCAUUCCCCCAGCAGGGUCCAGUCAGGCACUUCAUGGAGCUUGUAAUUACAGGCCUCGCAAAGAAUCACCAUCUCACGGUUCAAGAGAAAAGGGAACAUAUUGACUGGUUCAGAGACUACUUCAAACAGAAAGAUGAUGUCUUGAAAGAGGCUGAGGCAUAACUUAACUAAGGAUCGGACAAAGAUAGAUGACUUCGGAUGACUUCAACUGUACUUAAUGCCCUAGAACCAGCUAGUUAAGAUCCUAGCUGCAGUGAUAAUUAGCAAAGCUUGGUUAAGCAACUGGAAGUAAUAAAUGCAUCCAUAACCAGAUUAAAAGACUGAAUCAUUGUCGUUGCUUCUUAAUGGUCAGCUGUGUUAUACAACCUACUGAAAAUUGUCUGAUUUUUGUGUUUUUUACUAAAACAUAACUUUUUUAAUAGUUAAUCAUAAGUUUACUUGUGCAGCACUUUUCACUAUGCAUGUUCCAAAGCAGCAUAAAGAAUUGUAACUCCAACGUGAAAUUACUAUAAAUAUAUCUAGCUUUAUAAAGUGCUGUAUACUACAGCAAAUCUCA